AUGGUUGUCAUCUCCUCUGCCUUCCUUGUGAGGCUGUUUUGUCUGAGUUUGGCUCUGGCAUCAGCUACUACAUCUUCUUCAUCUCCGCUUGAGAUUCUUGUUCAACGCAUUACUGACUGUGGCACUUCUUCAUUCAACUUCCACACUACUAAGAAUUUCAUUAGCACCAUCUUUGUGGUUUGGAAUCGGCUCAACAGGUUCAACUUCAUGGCAUUUGGAAAUGGUUUGAAAGGUUGA
Molecule: messenger RNA, 237 nt
Organism: Ilex paraguariensis (yerba mate)
Lineage: Eukaryota; Viridiplantae; Streptophyta; Magnoliopsida; Aquifoliales; Aquifoliaceae
Source: the annotation of a GenBank genome assembly